This is a messenger RNA of Peronospora farinosa, 3318 nucleotides long. Lineage: Eukaryota; Oomycota; Peronosporomycetes; Peronosporales; Peronosporaceae. The record is from the annotation of a GenBank genome assembly.
AUGAGUAUUACAUCAGCGAGCCAAAAAUACACCUCUUCCACGCUCGCGGGCCCGACAGCCCUCACUGAAGCAGCAUCAGUAAUGAUGGUUCAAGCGCGUUUGCUUCAAACAAUUGAGCUCGCAUCCGUUCCGCAAAUCCAACAGCUUUUUAUGAGCGCAACAAACGCCGUUCUUGAAGCCAGCGCCAUGAUUGCUACUUUCCCACUCGAAUUGCAAGCCACGUUAGUCAAUGAAGAAGCUGUGGCUGGAGAAGACAAUGCUUCAACAAUUGUCACUGCAACUCCAAACCAAAUCGGAAUCCUCACACAUCACAAUAAGGAGCUCCACAAUUUACUACAGACCUUCCAGCAUGACGUCACAACAGUUCGAGAUCAGCGCAAUGCACUGCAAGAUACGGUAAACCAACUUAUCGAACACCUUUUUAAGCUAAUUGAAGACAUCGCCAAUCAACGCAUCCAGUUCAACACACAACUCAACAGUAAAACCGCUGAGGCAACUGCAGCAAAUACAGCAUUGGUUGAACGCACACGAGCACUACAAGAACAAAUUGAGAGAGCCGAGCAACAUAAUGAAACGGCACUAAACAACUGCCGCGCAGAGCACCAAGUAGUCGCGGAACGAUUCCAUCAAGAAAUUACUCGUCUCUUACAGCGCAGCGAACGUCUUCAAUCCGAGCAUGUCAAGACCAUGGUAGCUUUAACUGAGCAUCAAACUAUCAGUCAAUCUGCUCAGGAUUCGUUGGCCUGCACACUUCAAGCCGAGCACGAAAUUCGAGACCAGCUUACAAAAUCAAUUGAUCAUUAUCGUGUCGCCCAGGAAGAGGCGCUAAGUCGUAUUACUGAAGCCCAACACAUAAAAAAUUUCAUGGAGAUUAAAUUGGUACAAGAAACCGCUCGAGCCAAUGCUGCCGAAGAUCGCCUGACUGCAGAAAUAGCGACUCGAGCUUCCUUAGAAGAACGACUUCAGUCCCUGCAAUAUCGCUACGAAGUAUUAUUGCGCGAUACACUGCCUCCACUUUCGACCCACACAUCACGUAUGGACCGUGAUCAACCUUCACCUAUUAAUUCUGAAAACCUUUCGAUUAAUCCGGCUCAUCAAGAAGCUCAAGUGCCACUUCCGACCUAUGAUUUUGUGCCACCGCGCACCCAACGGUCGCCAGCACCGACACAAAACACACCACCACCGCAAAAUUCAGGUUCAUCUCCAGGACUAGCUCUAUCUCCAAAUUUAUCUCCAGACCCAAGUUCUCCAUCGCCAGCUUCAAGUCCUGUCCUCGCACCUCCAGUGCUAGCGUUACAUACGGUAUCCCGGAUCAAGGAAGUCAAGUGUGAGAUGUUUACCGGCAAGGAUAAAUACCCUGGUCUAGGGGGCGGCUUUGAUCUUUUUAUGCGCAAGUUUAAACAAGCCAUUCUAAGUGAAAGUCGACGUAACAACUCAACGUAUACGGAUGAAUUACGUGAGACAUUUCUCGUCACCUUUCUUGACGGCGCCGCCUCGGACUUUUAUUUUCAGUUCCUGGACGAGUUUAUCGACUCACACAACCGCAAUCCUUCGUACCAAGAAGUCCAAGCAGCUUUGCGUGAAGAGUUCCGGUGCAAGCUAUCGCAAUCACGCCUGAGCGACUAUCUAAACAAGCCUAAGAAACCAGAGCAAACAUGGCACGGGUACUACGCAUAUCUGCGCCACGUUGGGAAAGAAAUGGGCGGUGAUCAAAACGCCCUUAUCCUGGAAGCAUUUUGCAAAAAUGCCUCCACAGAUCCAGGGAUCCAGCUUCAGCUCGCCAGCGUCAUCGACUAUAACGCUACCAACAUCAACGACGAAAUAAAUAAAGCCUUUACGCUCCUGACGAAGCUUUUGGGUGAUGGCCGCAAGUCGAGUAGCCACAGCCAGCGUUCUUCAAAUGCAAAGGCAAAUAUAAAUAGAGCCUCUGCAGCUUCAGUGACAGCAUCUACGCAAGUAUCAGCGAAACCUAAAUUACCUCAGUACAGCUCUACGAGUCGCUCGCGACCCAAAGACGGCAUUAAACCAUGCUGGGUCUGCAAGACGACAGAACACAAAACAUUUGACUGCCCAGUGAUCCCAGACGCUCAACGCCGAGUCGGACAAGCCAGCGUUGCCACCGCAGUAAGCCCUACUGAUCAUGCCGCCGAAUCGUAUGUCGUCGAGGGUGCUGACGACACAAUUAUCGACUCAACUGGGGAAUGUUUUUUUCUCGGGUCGGCAGAAGAGUGUAUCGAUCAUGGAUCUCCGUUGGACUCUCCUACCCCUAAUGCCUUUAUUGGUGCUGACGCAUGCAUCGUACUUCAAUCCCGCGACGCUAAGUUGCCAACUUCGACAAAGUGGCUUAUUGACAGCGGCGCUACCCAUCAUUUUACGAACAACGCAGCUGCAAUUAUCACGCCCACACCCAGUUUCUUACGAGUCCGUGUCGCAAAUGGUUCCGUGCUUCAGGCCGUUAGCAAAGGCAGCGUACUGCUAAAGACGAUCACAAACGGAACGGUCACCCGAUUUGUGCUCACUGAUGUGCACUACGUCCCUGCUAUGCCACGAAACCUGCUUUCUGUUUCUAAGCUUAUCGAUCAAGACUUUGUGGUUUCAUUCUCCCGUCACUGUACGCUCUCUACGGAUGAUCGUAUCAUCGCCCGUGCCCCUCGAGAAUUACGUCUUUGGUCACUUUCCACAAUAUCUGAUACUGCUGAUGAGGCUGCUGCUUUUCUCGCUCGAAUUGAAAGCUCCACCCUUCGCAAGUGGCAUGAGCGGCUAGGUCAUCUGAACUACCAAAAUGUUGUUCGUAUGGCUGACAAGUGGCUUGCGGCCGGUAUAAAGCUGACAAAUCGAACCAUGCCUUUUUGUUUGCAGUGUGCUGAAGCUAAGCAAACUCGCAACCGUCAAGGUAAACAAGACACUUCAAGAUCAGCUCCUACAGACGAGGUUGGUGCCGUCAUCGGCUUAGACCUUAAAAUCAACAUCUCUUCAGUCGACCGGAAGGGACACAAGCACGUUCUCACCAUUGUUGACUAUGCUUCUGGGUACAACUAUGUCUACUUGCUAAAAACGAAAAAUGAAGCCUUCGACAAAUUCGUAAAUUUUCACGCAAAUUUCCAACGGCAAUUUGAUGUUCGAGUCAAAUGCAUUCGUUCGGAUCCUGGUGGUGAAUUUGUUAAUGACAAGAUGAGGCAAUAUUUGCAGCGCCAUGGAAUCCUACACCAGACAACCGAAACAGACACUUCCGUUCAAAAUGGCAAGGCCGAGCGCUUCCAUCGCACGCUGUUUAAUACAACUCGAGCAAUGCUCUGGUCAUCUGGUAUGCAGACAUAA